Messenger RNA from Dentiscutata erythropus, 298 nucleotides. The record is from the annotation of a GenBank genome assembly. Lineage: Eukaryota; Fungi; Glomeromycota; Glomeromycetes; Diversisporales; Gigasporaceae.
CAAUCACCUUAAAGCGAAGAGUCACCGUAUCACGAAAGCUGCUACUCAAGAGGCUAAUGAUAAACCCUUUAAAUGUACUAUACCUGGAUGUGUCAAGUCUUAUAAAAACCCGAACGGUCUAAAAUAUCAUACCGAACAUGGUCAUCGGUCGGCUUUGUCAGAUACGGAAGUUGAAAAGAAACCGGCUAUCAAACCAUAUAGGUGUAAUUUUCCAGAAUGUGAGAAACGAUAUAAGAAUCCGAAUGGAUUAAAAUAUCAUGUUGAACAUGCUCAUCAUGCCAUAAUUCGUCGUGGGUGA